AAUAUUAAUAAUAAUAAUAAUAAUUUGUGUCCCACUAAUAUUUUCAUUAUUCGAUUUUAAUAAUAUUAUUUUCUAAUUCUAAGUUACUCUUUUGGAUCCUCUAAGUUUUUAAAAGAGGUAGAUGUAUUGUUUUUAAAUAUUUUAAUCAAUUUUAAGUGAUGAAAUUCUUACGUGAUUAUGUUUUACAUUUUUAGACCUAAAAUAUCGCAUAAUUAUUUUCGUUAAUAAAUCCGUAUAAAGCUUUUACUUAGUGCAAUGGAACUGACGGCAAUAUUGAAGGACAAAUUGAACGCUGGCGACAACGUUGUAGCGCUUCAUGAAGGUGUGCUAUUGCAAGGCUGGUCACCUAAAGCCCAUCGGUUAUUAGCAUUGGUAGAGCGAAAUUCGUCAUACGGUUUAUUCGUCUUUACUACAUCAAGAAAUCCACCACAAGCAUUUACAGAUCUCACUAUCAACUUUGUUGUGCCCAUUGAUAGCGACUUUAAAUGUGAUAUUGAUUCAUUGUCAGCUGAAUCGAGUUCUGAUAUUUAUAUUAAUAUAUCAGCUCGAAAUUUUAAAUUAUUUAUGGGAAUGAAUUCUGGUAGUGAGACAAAUCAUUUCUUUACUGAAUUAUCUAAAUCCAUGGACCUUUAUUUAAAAAAUCAACAAAAACUGGAUUUUAAUUGGCUGAAGAAAUAUAGUAUUAAUGAUAUUGACUUAGAAUUAGGUUUGAUGAUGACUAUCAAUAAUGGAGAUAUUGCAACUAAUAAUUUAAAAACCACAAUGGCUGUAUCUGAAAAUGAUUUGUCAUUUCCAAGUGGUACACAUACACUUAGUUCUCGAGAAAGUGUAAUACAGAGACAAAUGUUAUUAAGUGAAGAACAGUAUACUAACGCCAAAAAUUUCAGUAUUUAUAUUGGCACCUGGAAUGUCAAUGGCCAACCAACCUUGUCUUCACUUAAUGAUUGGUUGACUUCUGAUUCUGAACCUCCUGAUAUUUAUGCUAUUGGAUUUCAAGAACUUGAUCUGAGUAAAGAAGCAUUUCUCUUUAAUGAUUCCCCACGAGAAGAAGAAUGGCUACAAGCUGUUACAAAAAGUCUUAAUUCUAUUGGACAUUAUCGAAAAGUAUCAUUAGUUCGGCUUGUAGGUAUGAUGCUUAUAGUGUUCGUGAAAAAGAAACACAUGGAACAUGUGAAAAAUGUUGCAACUGAUACUGUUGGUACUGGAAUCAUGGGGAAAUUGGGAAAUAAAGGAGGAGUUGCUGUUCGCAUGGAUUUUCAUAAUACAUCUUUAUGCUUUGUUAAUUCUCAUUUAGCAGCCCACGUUGAAGAAUUUGAAAGACGUAACCAAGACUAUUAUAAUAUAUGUUCCAGAAUGGUUUUUUCAAAUUUUACUCCUCCAAAAACUAUUAAAGAUCAUAAUCAAGUAUAUUGGUUUGGGGAUCUCAAUUAUAGAAUUACUGAAAUGGAUCCUAUAUCUGUAAAAGACUUAGUUAGCAAAAAUAAUUUUAAAACCGUACUAGAAGCAGAUCAAUUAAAGCAACAACAUCGAGCUGGGAAUGUUUUUAAAGGUUAUAAGGAGGGUUCAAUAAAUUUCAUUCCAACUUAUAAAUAUGAUCCAGGUACCAAUGAUUGGGAUAGCAGUGAAAAGAACCGUGCUCCGGCAUGGUGUGACCGAAUAUUGUGGCGAGGGAAUUCCAUUAAACAACUUGCUUAUAGAAGUCAUCCUAAUUUAAUGAUAUCUGAUCAUAAACCAGUGAGCGCUUUAUUUGAAUCUGAAGUAAAAGUUGUUGAUACAAUCAAGUAUAGAAAAAUUCAUGAAAAUAUAAUGAAAAAAUUAGACAAAGCAGAAAAUGAAUAUUUACCUCAAGUUAUGGUUGAUAACACUGAAAUUAUAUUCAAUAUGGUACAGUUUAUGGAACCUCAAAUGAAAGAAUUAACAGUUGCAAAUACUGGUCAAGUACCUGUUCAAUUUGAAUUUAUAAAAAAAUUAGAUGAUUCAACUUAUUGUAAAGAAUGGUUGCGGAUUGAACCUUUUAUGAGCUUUAUUGAUCCAGGUGAAAAAUGUGAUAUUACAUUAGAAGUUUUGGUAGAUAAAAGAUCAGCAUACAAAAUGAAUAGUGGCCAAGAUAAAUUGUACGAUAUUUUAGUAUUACACUUAGAUGGCGGUAAAGAUAUUUUUAUUACUGUUACAGGUACAUAUGAGCGUAGUUGUUUUGGCUGUUCAUUAGAAACACUUUGUUAUUUGAAAGUUCCUAUCAGAGAUAUUCCAAUUGGGAAACUUAUGGAACUAGAAAAUAAUAAAAGUAACUUGAUAUCAGAUCCUUACCCUGUACCAAAAGAAGUGUGGUAUCUUGUUGAUCAUUUAUACAGGCAUGGUCUUAAACAAGAACAUUUAUUUGAACAAUCUGGUCUCAGGGUGGAAUUCAUCCAAAUUCGUAAUUGGUUGGAUAAUGGAACUCCAGAUGCAUUGCCUGGAAGUGUGCACUCUGUAGCUGAAGCUUUAUUAAUACUGUUGGAUAGUACAUCAGAACCUAUAAUACCAUACAAUUUGCAUGCAGCCUGUUUAUCUGCAGUCUCCAAUUAUAGUCAAUGUAAACAAAUUAUUUCUCAACUACCCGAACGAAGUAAAAAUGUAUUUUUAUACCUUUGUGCAUUUCUUCAAGAACUAUUGAGUCAUGUCAAUGAUAAUAAUUUGGAUGUAAAAACUAUUGCAUCUGUUUUUGGAGAAAUAUUCAUCCGAGACCCUCCUAGGUCCCGUUCAGAUAAGUCUAGCCAUACAAAAACUUCAAUGUCCAGGAAGAAGACCAAUUUUGUGUACCAUUUUCUAGUCAAUGAUCAGAGCGAUUUAAUUAUUGGUACAUAAAUUUAAAACAUAAUUUUACACUAUUAUAAAAUAGUGUUAUGUUUAAAUUAUUAAAGGAA
Molecule: messenger RNA, 2903 nt
Organism: Sipha flava (yellow sugarcane aphid)
Lineage: Eukaryota; Metazoa; Arthropoda; Insecta; Hemiptera; Aphididae
Product: inositol polyphosphate 5-phosphatase OCRL-1-like
Exons: 17
Coding region: 256-2844 (862 amino acids)
Biological process (GO): phosphatidylinositol dephosphorylation; signal transduction
Cellular component (GO): membrane
Molecular function (GO): inositol phosphate phosphatase activity; phosphatidylinositol-4,5-bisphosphate 5-phosphatase activity
Source: RefSeq, a predicted model, not a curated record